AUGGCGGGAGCCCGAGGAGGCAGGUGGCUGAGCGCGCUCCUCGCGCGAGUCACCGAAGGGACGUCGCGAAAAACAAACUCGCGAUUUGUUCAUCCGGCCGGGGCCCUUCUCCAAGAUAAAUCUUCUGCGGAGCGAAGCAAUCACGUGACCUCACAUCCGGCUCGGGAAUCCCGAGCUCGCCGCGCGCGCUCCCCCACAGCCCGCCGGCUCUCCCCGCAGCGUGAUCCAGGCGCCACCGCGGAGGGGAGGGGGGGUUCGCUACGUCGUUGGCGGCGGGAGGCCGUUUCGGAGUGCAGAACGCCCCCCUCCCCUGCCUACCUCCCCCUGCUGCACGCCCUUGUUCUCCCCCUGCUCUGGCUACACGCCGCCGCCGCGGGCGCCGAGGAGGAGAGCGCGGACUCCGCUGCGCCCGGCUCGGCCCGGGCCCCGCCGCGGUGCCUCCCUCCCCUCACCCCGAGCCGCAGCGCGCGGCGGCGGCGGCGCCUCGAGCUCGAGCGACCCGCGGCCGCCAGCGCCGGCCGAGGGCGAUGGGGCUGGGCUGAGGCGAGGCGGCGGCGGCGGCGACAGCGGUGGGCCCCGGCCCUGCGCGGCCCUUCGGCUGCUCCGGCCCGGAGGCCGCCGAGGAGACGGCGCGGCGUUGCCGGAUCUGACAAAAACAUCCUUGGAUUUUGGUGUCUGGACAUAGGAGCUCCAUUUCCAGUCAUUCCCCAGAGGCCAUCCUGUGCUCCAGCUAGUUCAAGUAACUUGUAUUCCUGACACUUUCUGGGAUUUCUCACCUUAGCACUUCUGCAUAUGGUAAUUCAUCUACUUGGAUUCCAUCUCUCUCUUAUUUCCCCUUUUUACUGCUUGUUUGCUUGAUGAACUUCAUACCCGUCAGGUCUUAGAUCAAGGGAGAGUUCUUCUGAAGACUUUUCUGUCCCUUGCCUGCCUCUUCCUCCCUCUCCGUGCCUCUCCCUGCUCCCAGUGCUUGCACGGUACUUACUUUCCUGCAGUGUGCAACUGCUUUGAUAUGUUUGCUUACUUGUCUAGCCUAGGUUUGGCUUCUUGAGGUUAGAAAUUUAAUCUUUGUAAUCUCCAACAUUUAGCACGUACUUGGCACGUGUAGACAAUGACAUUCUAACAAAUGAUUUUUUAUGAAAUAGGAAGUAGUGAUAAACCAUACUGAUUCUUUCUAGAAUGCUAAUUUAAUAUUUACAGAUUUAUUUUGAAAUAUUAAGGGUACUUGGGCAACAUCUUGGUUUUCUCAAUUUGCCUUUUCGUAAAUCAAACAAUGGUCUAGGAUUGGAUUUUAAGAUAUUACUUGGUUAGGAUAGAGGCACUGUUUUAAGUUCAUCGGUGACCAUGUUGGUGAGACUUUCUGUCCAUAAUAAUGAAAAAUUGACCAUCACUGGUCUUUAGAACAAAUAAAACUUUUCAAUCCAAAAAGAAUGGGUGAUCCGUAGGAUUGCCAUAGCACCAGCUCCAUCUGUCUCUGCCACUAGUGCCCAC
This is a messenger RNA of Kogia breviceps (pygmy sperm whale), 1488 nucleotides long. The record is from RefSeq and is a predicted model, not a curated record. Lineage: Eukaryota; Metazoa; Chordata; Mammalia; Artiodactyla; Physeteridae.